This is a messenger RNA of Owenia fusiformis, 810 nucleotides long. Lineage: Eukaryota; Metazoa; Annelida; Polychaeta; Sabellida; Oweniidae. The record is from the annotation of a GenBank genome assembly.
ACUAUAUAAACCUUCUGUGAUCAAUGUUUAAUUAGGAGCAGGGAACGCCUUUUACUAUCCUAAGAGAUCCUGAAGAUCCAUUCUACCCAUUAUGAACAUUUAUUUGUGAAAUGAGGGAUUAAAUGAUGAAAAUAUUAGAAAUAGACAGGUUAAAUUAUUUAAAAAAAAUAUCGAUUAGCCUCCCAUGAUCCGAUAUAUAUCCAGUUCCAACCGGAUCAAUCAAGAUACCAAAACUCAGUAUAAAAAUGUAAUAGCAACACUAGUUGCUCAUUUCAUGAUAUUUGUUGGAAAGGAGCACUGCUAAGAAGAAACCCUGAAGAUGCCUGCAGCAGACCAUUCUACUUACGAGUGCCACUGUGGAAAGAGAUUCAAACAUGCAAGUAAUUUAUCGAGGCAUAAGAGGCUGGAACAUGCGCAUGACAGCAUACAAUACCAGUGUCAUUGUGGGAAAACCUUUGAUAGAAAGGAUAGAUUGGCAAGGCAUGAGCUUAUACAUAACGGAGUUGAAUACAAGUGUGAUAAAUGUAAUGCAAAAUUUAACAGAAAGGACAAUUUAACCAAGCACAAGCGUACACAUGUACAAGUGGGUGGUGGUGUAGAUCCAAACUUGACACCAACACACAACCAGACACAGCAAUUUGAUUCAAACCUCUCGAAUCAGCCUAAUAAAACAGAUAUCCCAAAUCGAACAUUAGAAUCUGAGAUACCAAAUACACCACUAGAAGGCGACCAGGAUAACGGCCCUGAAGAGUGCAACUUUGAAGAAGAAGCUGUAAAUGGAGCUUUGAAGACUGUGACGUUCAAGGCUAC